CCGCAUAGGUUGGACGUUUUAGGGUUAUAAAUCUAUAAAAAUCCAAAUUUAUCUACCAAAAUGAGGAUUUACAAAGAUAUUUUCACCGGUGACGAGAUCUUCUCUGACUCUUAUAAAAUUAAAUUGGUCGAUGAGGUACUAUAUGAGGUUUACGGUAAACUUAUACAACGUAAAUCAGAUGACAUUACCAUUGAUGGUGCAAAUCCAUCUGCUGAGGAAGCUUCCGAUGAUUGUGAAUCGACUGUCGAGUCAGGUGUUGACGUUGUCUUGAACCACCGAUUGUGUGAAACAUUUGCCUUCCAUGAUAAGAAAUCUUACACUUCCUACCUUAAGGAUUACAUGAAAAAACUCGUAGCUAAAUUACAAGAAACUGCCCCAGACCAAGUAGAAGUUUUCAAAUCAAAUAUGAAUAAAGUAAUGAAGGAUAUAUUAGGCAGAUUCAAGGAACUCCAAUUCUUCACUGGAGAAUCGAUGGAAAUUGAUGGCAUGGUGGCUAUGUUGGAAUAUUGUGAUAUUGAUGGAGAUUCUGUCCCAGUUUUAAUGGCAUUCAAACAUGGAUUGGAGGAAGAAAAGUUCUAGAUGAUUUUAGCAGCAAAAUAUUAUUUAUGACAAUUCCAUCUUUUUUCAAUUGUGAAAUGCUAAUUAUUUU
Molecule: messenger RNA, 649 nt
Organism: Harmonia axyridis
Lineage: Eukaryota; Metazoa; Arthropoda; Insecta; Coleoptera; Coccinellidae
Product: translationally-controlled tumor protein homolog
Exons: 1
Coding region: 61-579 (172 amino acids)
Cellular component (GO): cytoplasm
Molecular function (GO): calcium ion binding
Source: RefSeq, a predicted model, not a curated record